AUGCGUCGAGCCCGACGGGUGGCCGCCCCGGCGGCGGCGUGCGUCGCGGCCAAGGUCGCAUGGGACCUCAGCCGGCCAGCAGCGGCCGAGAGCAGUGGCGACGGGCCCGUGGUCCGUCGCAGCUCUGUCACUGACGACGUCAAGUGGCGCGGCAUCGCUUGGUCACCCCGCGGUGUCCCUGAGCGAGAGCACCAGAUCGAGGCGCUCAAGUCAGGCAAGCCGUUCGAUGUUCUAGUCAUCGGUGCUGGUGCCACUGGUUGCGGCGUCACGCUCGACGCCGCCACGCGCGGACUCAAGACUGCCUGCGUGGACAAGGGCGACUUUGCGUGCGAGACCUCGAGUAGAUCGUCCAAGCUGCUUUGGGGCGGGAGCAAGUACAUUGCUACGGCGGCGGCCUCCCUCUUCUCCUGGGGCACGCUGUCCGACCCUAUCGGCGCGGUGAAGGCCUUCUACUCGGAGAUGAAGAUGGUCUACAACUGCCACCAGGAGCGCACCUUUAUGAUGGAGACCCACCCCCACCUUGUCAACUGGAUCCCGCUCGCCAUCCCAAUCCGCGAGUGGCAUCCGGCACCUAGAUGCUCCGUUCAUACCCUCCUCGCCACGAUCAUGUGGGAGCCCGUGCUCGACCACCCGCUCUUCAUGAUCUUGCCGCUGAUCGCGCCGCUCUUCACCAAGUUUUACGACUCGCUCUCCUUCUUCCAUUGCCCACCGUCGUACGCCGACGACCUCAAGUAUUGCGCGGUGCUGCACGAGGGGCAGCACAACGAUGCGGCUGCGGGCGCUGUCUGGUACCGGAUCUGCUUCAUCACGGGCGGCAAGUGGACCACCUACCGCGAGAUGGCAGAGGACACCGUCAACCGCGUCAUCAAGGAGAAGGGCUUCAAAGACGUCGGUCCGUGCGUCACGCGCCACCUCCCGCUCAUCGGCUCGGAGAACUUCAAACCGGGCUACCGUGGGCUGCGCUCGAAGACCAAGGAGCCUCUGCACCGUCGAGACGUGGCCGAGCACCUCGUCCGCGCCUACGGCUGGCGCGCACUCGACAUAUCGUGUGGUGUGUUUGCUGCAGGCUACCCCUUCAUCGAGGAGGAGGUGGAGUACUGCUGUGGCGAGUACUGCCGUAGCGUCAAGGACAUGCUCUCGCUGCGGAUGCGGCUCGCGUACAUCAACUCGGAGGCGGCCAAGGAGGCUGCCACCGCGUACAUGAAUGAGUUUGGCGGGCCGGUCCCCGACAAGUCGGGUGCCAAGCUCCGCUCGGCCACCUUGUCUUCAGGCGCUCUCGGUGUAGCUGAGCUUGACGCCGACGGCUCCGGCUACCUCGACAUGCGCGAGGUCGGUCAGGCCGCCUCUCGGCUCGGCUUCCCCUUCGCGAACUCCAAGGAACCGUCGGAGCUGACCGCGUCCUUCGAGCUGAUGGACAGCACGAAGUCGGGCCGCAUCACGGAGCCCGAGUUCGUCGAGUGGUGGAACGGCAAGGGCGACAGCUUCCACAAGCAGUUGCACGACAGCCUCAAGGCGCCCUUGCACGCGCCGUGGCCCCGAGAGCGAACGUACGAGCUGGUCCUGGCAGCCCUUCGUGCCGGCUUUCGUGGCAUCGACACGGCGUGUCAGCCCAAGCACUAUGAUGAGGCGGCCGUUGGUGCAGCGCUAGAGACCUCCGGCCUGCGGCGAGCUGAUCUGUACGUGCAGACCAAGUACACGCCACUGGCGGGCCAGGAUCCCGAUCGUCUGCCGUACGAUGCUGCAGCAGAGGUGGAGGAGCAGGUGAAGCAGUCGGUCGCCGCGUCGCUGCGCAACCUGCGAACCGACUACCUCGACUGCCUCCUGCUCCACUCGCCGCUGCCGUCGCACGAGCAGACACUGCGCGCCUGGCGGCAGAUGGAGGCGCACGUGGCGGCGGGCGAGGCGCGGGCUCUCGGUCUCUCGAACCAGUACGACGCGGCCGCCCUGGAGCGGCUCUGCGAGGAGGCCUCCGUCAAGCCGUCCGUCGUGCAGAACCGGUUCGUGGAGGAGCACGGCCGGCACGACGUCGCCGUGCGCGCCGUCUGCGAGCGGCACGGCGUGCGGUACCAGGCCUUCUGGGCCCUGACGGGCAACCGGCGCAUCUUGCAGGGGCGCGCCGUGCGCGAGGUGGCGAAGGCGCACGGCGCGUCGGCCGAGCAGGUGUGGCUGAGCUUUGUGCAGGCGCUCGGUAUCACCCCGCUGAGCGGCACGACGGAUCCGAACCACAUGGCGCAGGACCUCGCGUUGCCUGCGCUGAGCGCGGCAGAAGUCGAGCGGCUGCAGCAUCUCAUCGGCUGAUCGUGACAUGUGCGUUCGAGGCUUGUGCGGAGGGUUAGAGUAUGUAAGGUUCCGAAAGCCGAUCCA
Emiliania huxleyi CCMP1516 is the source of this 2364-nucleotide messenger RNA. RefSeq names its product mitochondrial putative glycerol-3-phosphate dehydrogenase. Gene Ontology annotation, cellular component: glycerol-3-phosphate dehydrogenase (FAD) complex; mitochondrion. Gene Ontology annotation, molecular function: calcium ion binding; glycerol-3-phosphate dehydrogenase (quinone) activity. Gene Ontology annotation, biological process: glycerol-3-phosphate metabolic process. The coding region runs from base 1 to 2298 and encodes 765 amino acids. The record is from RefSeq and is a predicted model, not a curated record. The transcript is spliced from 16 exons. NCBI's taxonomy places the organism in Eukaryota, Haptophyta, Isochrysidales, Noelaerhabdaceae.